Molecule: messenger RNA, 1928 nt
Organism: Lampris incognitus (smalleye Pacific opah)
Lineage: Eukaryota; Metazoa; Chordata; Actinopteri; Lampriformes; Lampridae
Gene: foxa2
Product: forkhead box A2
Exons: 2
Coding region: 283-1527 (414 amino acids)
Biological process (GO): regulation of transcription by RNA polymerase II; cell differentiation; anatomical structure morphogenesis
Molecular function (GO): RNA polymerase II cis-regulatory region sequence-specific DNA binding; protein domain specific binding; DNA-binding transcription factor activity, RNA polymerase II-specific
Source: RefSeq, a predicted model, not a curated record
ACGCAUUUCUGCGCCCGCGGGCACGGCUGGCUCUGCGCACACACACACAUACACACGCACAUACACACACACACACACACAGACACACAACCAGACACACACACACAUGCGCCAGUCCUUGACUAAGGGCACACGCUAACCACCCAAAUAGUGCACCCCGCGGUCCCCAAUCCCUUUCUAUUAGAGACGAUACGGGGUUGUUUUUCUUCUUCUUCUUCUACUUCGUCUUCUUCUUCUUCUUCUUCUGCGAGGAGACGAUUUGCAAACUAUAUCGGCGCUUCCAUGAUGCUCGGAGCAGUUAAGAUGGAAGGACACGAGCACACCGACUGGAGCACCUACUACGGAGAGCCCGAGUGUUACACCUCGGUGGGCAACAUGAACACGGGCCUGGGGAUGAACUCUAUGAACACUUACAUGAGCAUGUCCGGCAUGAGCACCGCCAGCAACAUGACGGCCAACUCCAUGAACAUGUCCUACGUCAACACGGGCAUGAGCCCCUCCAUGACGGGCAUGUCACCGGGCACCGGGGCCAUGAACGGCAUGGGCGCGGGCAUGACGGCCAUGAGCGCGGCCCUGAGCCCCAGCAUGAGCCCUAUGACGGCGCAGCCGGCGUCCAUGAACGCCCUCACGUCGUACACCAACAUGAACGCCAUGAGCCCCAUGUACGGACAGUCGAACAUCAACAGGUCGAGAGACCCCAAGACCUACCGGCGGAGCUACACGCACGCGAAACCCCCUUACUCCUACAUCUCCCUCAUCACCAUGGCCAUCCAGCAGUCCCCCAGCAAGAUGCUGACGCUCGCCGAGAUCUACCAGUGGAUAAUGGACCUCUUCCCUUUUUACCGGCAAAACCAGCAGCGCUGGCAGAACUCCAUCCGCCACUCUCUGUCCUUCAAUGACUGUUUCCUCAAAGUGCCCAGAUCGCCGGAUAAGCCCGGCAAAGGCUCCUUUUGGACUCUCCACCCGGACUCGGGGAACAUGUUCGAGAACGGAUGCUACCUGAGGAGGCAGAAGCGCUUCAAGUGCGAGAAGAAGAUGACCAAGGAGUCCGGACGCAAGACCUCGGAAGGCGGGUCCAACAGCAGCUCGGAGAGCUGCAACGGCAACGAGUCGCCGCACUCCAACUCGUCGUCCAACGACCACAAAAGGUCCCUGUCGGACAUGAAGGCGGCGCCGGCUCUGAGCCCGGAGCACGCCGCCUCGCCGGUGUCGCAGGCGCAGCAUCUCCUGCAGCAUCACUCCGUGCUGCAGGCCCACGACGCGCACCUCAAGCCCGAGCACCACUACUCCUUCAACCACCCGUUCUCCAUCAACAACCUCAUGUCCUCGGAGCAGCAGCACCACCACAAAAUGGACCUAAAGACUUACGAGCAAGUGAUGCAUUACUCCGGCUACGGCUCCCCCAUGGCCGGAGCGCUCUCCAUGGGCGCCAUGGCGGGGAAGGCGACUUUGGAUACUACCGCGUCCAUACCUGACACAGCUUAUUACCAGGGCGUCUAUUCCAGGCCCAUCAUGAACUCGUCAUGAAUCGCGUCUAAAAUGGACUCCCCCCCUCCCCCCCACCGCCCCGCAACACUUUGUAUAUUUGUACAAAAAUUAUAGUUUGUGUAUAAUAUGUAUUUCAGAUAUUUUUUGACGUUCCCCCCCCCCCACUGAUUUAGCUGUCGAGUUUGUUAGUAUAGCCUAAUUAUUUCGAGAGAGGACGUUAUAUCUCAUGACGUGACAACAUCUGUUCAGCAGUCGGCUGUAGGAACGGACCCAAAAGACAGUAAGUUGCUGUAAAAUAGCCUCCGCCCGCGUAACUGGACUGGUGAAGAAUUCAAACGCCCCCCGCAGGAGUUCUCCCAUCGUUUGUGUAAUUCCUAUUUAUGGCUUGUAUAUGUGUAUUCUUGUAGUGACAAGAACAGAAUCUAUAUUAAAGUGUUAUU